UUCAGGGGGAGGGUUUUCCGGGUUCAAACCCCCCCCAAAAUUUGUUCAACAUUUUUUUUUUGCCUAUUCACUUGAUGUUUUUUUUCUGUAUUCAAUUGAAAUUCAAUAGAAAAGUGUUUCUUAAUCAAUCGUCUAAGUCGCACAUAAGGUAAAUUAUUAUCCCAGACGUAUUAUUAUUGUGUAAAUAAAAUAGAAUUGUCUACGAGAAUGUCUACGCGCAAAAAUUGAAUCUAAAACAGUGCACUGCUUUACGACGGGUAAAACUAUGUAUACAAUGAGAUAAGAUCACGACUGACGUUAUCGUUGUCGCCUGCCCAUAGCUUUGGCUGUUCAUAUGGACGCACCAGAGUAUUUACGUAGUUAUUUUUUAGUAUUCUUCAAAUUUUGAUAGUGUACAUACCUUAUUAGAAUAAUCGUCGAUGUUUAAUUUCAACUCGAAUAGAACUAAUUCGGAUAACCGAUUACCGAAUCAUUUUUCUUUUGGAUUCUCGUCAUACAACACACCAUGGCGAUGCGCCGUAAACAUUGCUGUUAAACGUUUCUAUUGAUCUGAAUUCCAAUUAAUACACAAAAAUUAAAUACCGAAAAUGAAACGAGUUCAAAGACAAUUGGACAUCACUGCAUUUACACAAAUAAAAAAAGAUAAGACAAACAAUCCAAAUUCUGAAUUUCAACCAGUUGAACCUACUAAUAUUAAUUAUUCGAAUAAAGAUGUUUCUAUUGAACAAGCUUACUUAGAAGAACUUCCCUCAGUUAGCAAAAAUAGUACUGAUAUUCACAACCUUACUUCAAUGCAUAGCAAUUAUACUCCUUCUGUUUCUACCAUGUCCAAUAAUUUUACUAAAACACCCAUAGUUGGAGUAAAUGAUAUUGGUAAUUAUGUCCAUAAUUUAGAAAUUAACGAUUUAAAAAAAGAGGAACUCUUAAAAACUCCGUGGGUUCCUUCUUCAACAUAUAUUUUCCCUGUAAAAACCAAAAGAAAUUUACGAUUUCAAUUAUCUUGGAUAAAACGAUUUCCAUGGCUUAGUUAUUCACAAUUAUUUGAAGGAGCAUUUUGUAGACUAUGUGUUUUGUUUGCUCGAGAAAAAGGAGGUAAUGGUAGUCAUCAAAAAUUAGGUGCACUUGUUUCUAAAGAGUAUACUAAUUGGAAAAAUGCUUUGCAAGACUUUCAAUUACAUGCUACCACAUCUUAUCACAAAUUGUGUGUCGAGAAAUCUGAUAGUUUUUUAAAAGUGAAUGAAGGAAUAUCUAAAAAAUAUAACUGA
Molecule: messenger RNA, 1265 nt
Organism: Sipha flava (yellow sugarcane aphid)
Lineage: Eukaryota; Metazoa; Arthropoda; Insecta; Hemiptera; Aphididae
Exons: 2
Coding region: 588-1265 (225 amino acids)
Source: RefSeq, a predicted model, not a curated record